AAGCAACGCUGCUGCUAGCAGUAGUCAGUUUACGUUUCAUCGCGUUUAUUCUUUUUGAGUCGAUUUCGGAGUUGUCAAUUUUUGUCGUUCAUAUAGUUUUGCUUGGUAUUAUUAAAAUCAACUUUUAAUACGAUUUUUUAAAUUGAAAAAUACAAAAUAAGAAUAACGUGACGAUGAAUUGAGUGAUUCCUUGAUUUGUCGUAGCAAUUGCGUUGAAAAGCCUAACUGUACUUCUACUACUGGACAAUAAUAACAAAUUAGCAUGGCUGGCAAUUUUUGGCACAGUUCUCACCAUCAACAAUGGUUACUUGAUAAGCAAGAUCUUGUGAGAGAAAGGCAGCAUGAUCUGUCAAUUCUCACUGAAGAAGAAUAUCAAAAGAUUUUAAUUUUCUUUGCCAAUUUAAUUCAAGUUUUGGGAGAACAACUGAAACUUAGGCAACAGGUUAUAGCAACAGCUACAGUGUAUUUCAAAAGAUUUUAUGCUAGAAAUAGUCUCAAGUGCAUUGAUCCUCUAUUACUUGCUCCAACUUCUAUCUUUUUAGCAUCUAAGGUAGAAGAAUUUGGUGUUAUUUCAAAUACUAGGUUGAUAACAACUUGUCAAACAGCAAUUAAAAACAAAUUCAGUUAUGCUUACACACAGGAGUUCCCAUACAGAACGAAUCAUAUCUUAGAAUGUGAAUUUUAUCUUUUAGAACAUUUAGACUGUUGUUUGAUUGUGUAUCAGCCUUAUCGGCCUCUACUCACAUUGAUUCAAGAUAUUGGACCUGACGAUCAAUUGCUUACUUUAGCGUGGAGGAUAGUGAAUGAUAGCCUUCGAACUGAUGUAUGUUUGCUAUAUGCACCAUAUCAAAUUGCAAUAGGUGCUCUACAAAUAGCUUGUGUGAUAAUGCAAAAAGAUAUGAAAUCUUGGUUUGCUGAAUUAAAUGCUGACAUGGAAAAAAUUCAAGAAAUAGCUAGAUAUAUAAUUAAUUUGUAUGAGUUAUGGAAAACCUAUGAUGAAAAGAAAGACAUCCAAGCUCUCUUAAACAAAAUGCCAAAACCAAAACCAGCUCCUCAGCGUUAGCCAAAUUUAGAUGAUGAAAAUUUGAAUCAACACCCACCUAAUUUAUUGUAGUGCUAGGAUCUUUGAUAUAUUUGAGUAUUCAGUAAGUUAAUUGGCCCAGGGAUUUAGUAACAUGAAUUUAAUGAAAUGGUGUUAUUAUAUAGAUGACACUUACGAAUUGAAGAUUAAGUUGUCAAAAUGAACAUUCAGAACUUGUUUCAAUGACGAACACAAAAGUGUAUAAAAAGUGUGGAAUUUUUUAAAAAUUAUGAUAGGAUAUUGACAAUUUUAUAAUGAAAAAUAAAUAAAUAAAC
Messenger RNA from Trichogramma pretiosum, 1356 nucleotides. It is a transcript of the gene CycC, whose product is annotated as cyclin-C. Gene Ontology annotation, molecular function: cyclin-dependent protein serine/threonine kinase regulator activity. The transcript has 5 exons. The record is from RefSeq and is a predicted model, not a curated record. Gene Ontology annotation, cellular component: mediator complex; nucleus. Lineage: Eukaryota; Metazoa; Arthropoda; Insecta; Hymenoptera; Trichogrammatidae. Gene Ontology annotation, biological process: positive regulation of transcription by RNA polymerase II. Bases 263 to 1063 code for a protein of 266 amino acids.